AUGAGCCUGUCUAACAGCGACUAUUACCCGGACUCCAGUCCAGCAAGCGAAGAGGCAAGGCUGCUUCUUCCCGUUGUUCGGCCUAUUCCAUUUAUGUCGCCUGAUAUUGACGCUCCACGAAUGUGUGCGUAUGCGCGGCACGCUUCUUCAGCCGUAAGAGAAACCGAGCCACUCAUCAGAAGCCAUCACCCGUCGUUAAAAGAGAGCAAGGUCGUCUUUGUAUGCGACAAAAUGGGCACCGCAACUUGGAUUAUUCCUCAUACUGCUGAAGCUAGUCGCUACGAUGGUACAGAAGCCGCAGGGAGGAAAAUCAAGGUCCUUUCCCCGGUCAGAGAUGGGUUCCUUUGGCUCUCAAAGGAUUUGGAUUUCUACGGGUGGUUCUUCAACAUCAUCGACUGUGGACGGAUUCUACAGUUAGAUGAACUUGCGGAAAUACGACAGUUCUUUACAGGCGCAGUGACAGCUGUUGCGCUUUCUAGGCGGCGCAUCGUGGUCACUUUCCCCACCAAAGAGGCCAUCCAGGCUUGCUGGGUAGCCAGAGUCGCCGAGAAAGUCGGUCAGCAGAUCAGACUAUAUGAUGAUGAAUAUAACAAAGACGACAUCAUUUUUGAGUUAAAGUCUAGCAAUGACACCGGAGCUAUUGACCGACAGAAAAACAGAGCCGUACGAUUGCGUUUUCCCGCCGGCGGGGGUAUUAUUGUCGUUGUUCCUGAAGAACUACUCCAAAAUCGGAAUAUCGUACCCUUGGCAAAUGGAGAAAAUAUUUUUACGUCUUUCAUCCACCGCUUCUUUAGGACUACUUAA
Blastomyces gilchristii SLH14081 is the source of this 804-nucleotide messenger RNA. RefSeq lists its product as uncharacterized. The record is from RefSeq and is a predicted model, not a curated record. Bases 1 to 804 code for a protein of 267 amino acids. Lineage: Eukaryota; Fungi; Ascomycota; Eurotiomycetes; Onygenales; Ajellomycetaceae. The transcript has 2 exons.